Tripterygium wilfordii is the source of this 2895-nucleotide messenger RNA. Its product is annotated as zinc finger MYM-type protein 1-like. Lineage: Eukaryota; Viridiplantae; Streptophyta; Magnoliopsida; Celastrales; Celastraceae. Bases 439 to 2895 code for a protein of 818 amino acids. The record is from RefSeq and is a predicted model, not a curated record. Gene Ontology annotation, molecular function: protein dimerization activity. The transcript has 2 exons.
GGCUCCAGGGGGAGGCCAAAUAGGCAGUUGCCUAGGGCCUCUCAUGGGAGGGGCCUCACUUUUUAUUAAAUUGUAUAGUUUUAUAAGAAAAAAAAAUCAUAAUCUUUAGCAAAUUAAGAAAACAAGCCCAUUAGCCCAAACACAAAAUGACAAGGUCAUAACUGUAAAAUAAGAAUUAAAGAAUUGAAAAAACCCUAGUAAAGACCAAAGACUAAGAGAACCUGUUCUGCACUUCUCCUGUUUGUCGUCUACGGUCUACUCAUCUUUUUGAAAAAAAAGGUUUUGAGAGUUUUGAGAGAGAGUCAGAGAUUGAAAGAGAAGGGAAGCCACAGGUAAAUCACCUAUCAGAAAUUGUAAAUUGUUAUUUGUUUCUCUAAACCCUAAUUUCCUUUUUUCUGUUUUUUUUUUUCUGUUAGGUUUGCGCGUGAUUGGGAAAUCAUGACAGGUAAAAGAAAGUUCGAAUCGGGAAGUUCGAAGAGGAAGAAGAAAGAAAGACAAGAUAAACUCACACAAUCUCUCACGGGAUCUAUGAAUACGUAUGUAAAACCUACAAAUAUGCUGCCAAAUUUAACUGAGAGUGUGACUGCUGGUGAAAGUUUGCCUGAGAAUGUGAUUGUGAAUGCUGAAAAUUUGAGCUCCGUGAAUGUUGAUGAAAACUUGUCUGAGAAUGUGAUUGUGGAUAAUGAAAAUUUAAACCCUGUGAAUGCUUAUGAAAAUUUGACUGAGAGUGUUGUUGUGAAUGAUCAGACUCAUGUAAAUGACAAUUGCGAAGGGGAUGAAAUUGAAGAUUUGUUUGAUCCGGGAAAUUGGGAGAAAAAUAUGCCUCAAGGAAAAGUAGAUUUGUUAGUAGAGAAGGGCCCAAUAAGAGUUAGAGAUGUAGUGUAUCCGAUUAAUGCCCAAAAUAGAAGCUUUAGUGAUAAACACUACACCCGUUCUUUGCCAAAUGGAGAAAAACUUGAUAGGUCAUGGCUAGUAUACUCUCGGAAGAAUGAUAAGGUGUUUUGCUUUUGUUGUGUGUUAUUCAAUUUCAAAAGAGAGAGACUUGUGCCAAGUCCUUUAAUAACAGCAACUUUAGGGUAUAAUGACUGGAAAAAUAUUCAUUCGAGGCUUAGUGAGCAUGAAAAGAGUAGUGUUCACUUUGAUAGUUUAACAAACUGGAUGGAGGCAGAAACAAGGUUGAGAAAAAAAUUGACCAUUGAUUCUUCUAACCAAAAAGCCAUCGAGAAAGAGAAAAGGUAUUGGAGAGAAGUUUUGAAGAGAAUUAUGGGUGUUGUUAAAACUCUUGCUAGUAGUAAUUUGGCAUUUCGUGGCAGUAAUGAGAAACUCGAUGAUCAAAACAACGGAAACUUUUUAAGUAUAAUUCGAAUGAUUGCUGAUUUUGAUCCGAUAAUGGGAGAACACCUUAGGCGUAUUCCAAAAAAAGAGAUCCGUCGCGUCCAUUAUCUUGGUCAUAAUAUUCAGAAUGAGUUGAUACUUUUGUUGGCAGGUGAGAUUAAGAGCAAAAUCCUUGAUAUUGUCAAAGGGGCAAAAUAUUUUUCUGUAAUUCUUGAUUGUACUCCGGAUGUUAGUCAUGAAGAACAAAUGUCUCUUAUAUUGAGAUGUGUUGAUGUUUCCAAAAGUCCAAUAACAGUGGAAGAGUUCUUUAUUGGAUUUAUGAAAGUUGUUGAAACAUCAGGGGAUGCACUUUUCAAUGAACUUAAACAAGUUUUUGAAAUUUUAAAACUUGAUUUUAAUGACAUGAGAGGGCAAGGUUAUGAUAAUGGUUCUAACAUGAAAGGACAAUACAAAGGUGUAAGUAGUAGGGUAAUAAAAGAGUAUCCUAGAGCAUUUUACACUCCAUGUGGUUGUCAUUCUCUUAACCUUGCUCUUUGUGAUAUGGCCAUGAGUUCUGUUCAAGCUAAAUCAUUUUUUGGAGUGAUACAACGGAUUUAUAAAUUAUUCUCUGGUUCAACAAAGCGGUGGGAGGUCCUCAAAUCUUAUGUGAAGGGUCGCAAUGGGAAAGGGCUUACAUUAAAGUCAUGGUCGGAUACACGUUGGGAAAGCCGUGUUGCUAGUGUAAAGGCAGUAAGAUUUCAAGCUCCUCAAAUAAGAGAUGCAUUGCUUCAUCUAGUAAAACAUAGUGUUGAUGCGACAACAGCGAGUGAUGCGGGGUCUUUAGCAAAUUAUGAACUUCAAAACUUUGAUUUCCUUGUUGGCAUGGUGAUUUGGUUUGAAAUUUUGCAAAAAGUGAGUAAAGUUAGCAAGAUUCUCCAAGGAAAAGAUAUGAAUAUUGAAGACUGUAUAAAUCUCUUGCAAGGUCUCAUUCUUUUUUUGGAAGAGUACAGGAAUACCGGAUUUGAAAUUGCAAAGAGUGAAGCUGAAAAGAUUGCUUUGGAAAUGGGGGUUGAACCCACUUUUCGUGAAACCCGUGUUCGUCACAAAAAGAAGUUUUUUGAUGAGAAUACUAGGGAUGAACCAAUACAAGCAGUUGAAGAAUCUUUUCGAGUUAAUUAUUUUAUAAUAAUAAUUGAUAAUGCCCUUUCUUCACUCAAGACAAGAUUUGUGCAGUUUGAAAAAUAUGAAGGCAUUUUUGGGUUUUUAUUCAACUUGAGCAAGUUGAAAGUUGCAGAUGAUGAGAGUUUGAAGCAUUCAUGUGCUACACUUGAAGAUUUUUUGAAACAUGGGGAUGAUUAUGAUAUUGACGCACUUGAAUUAUUUUCAGAAUUGCAGUUGUUGAGAAAAUCAUUGUCGGAGAGGUUAACAAGACCAAUUGAAGUGUUGGAGUAUAUCAAAAAUUUGCGUCUUGCUUUUCUUAAUGCUUGGAUAGCUUAUAGGAUAAUAUUGACUGUACCAGUUACAGUAGCUACUGCAGAAAGAAGUUUCUCCAAGCUGAAGUUAAUAAAAAACUAUCUCUGA